GAGGGAAAGUGAGCAGCAGAGGGGAAACGGGAGCUGCAGAGGGGCUGGAGCUGCGGAUAGCAGAGGAGCGGACAGUGGUGGCAGCAGACACCGGGAACCUGCAGGCUGCGGCCAGGCGGCACGAGGAGCGGGACUCGGUGGUCCUCGGUUCAGUAAACGGGGAGGCUUAUACAAGCAAACAAAAGUCGCGUGUCCGGUGGGCUGUCACACGCGCGUCUCUUAAAAAAACAGCGGGAGAUGCAUUACGUCAUCACCUCCCAUCGCCCUGGAUGACCGCGCUCGCAGGAGGAGAUGAUGCGGGGCUGCUGGUGUAGAAGAGAAGCAGAUUCCGCCGCUGCCGCACGCGAACGUCCGGGGGCGGUGUCCCGCGCGGGGCAGGGAGAAGAAGGGGAGCCGCCCUCGCGCGGCCUCUGGCUCUGAUGGCUCCUCGCGCCCCGGGCGGGAAAGAGACACAGCAGUCGCCGCGGCGCGAGAGGGAAGAGGACAGGAGGUACCUGGGAAGUGACGUGGUGUCCGCGCCCCGCAAGCAGUCACCACGGUGCGGUUGUCGUGCAUUUCGCAGGAGGGCAGGAGCGGGAAGGGGAACAUGGCCGCGCAGUCGGACGGCGGCAAAGCCGGGGUCGGCUGCGGCGGCGGCGGUUUCGCCCAGCUGUACGAUAUUGACUCCGAGGAGCCCCUGGACUCCGCCGCCAUCCACAUCUGCCAGUGCUGCCGCUCCUCCGCCUGCUACUGGGGCUGCCGCUCAGCCUGCCUGGGCUCCCUGCUCGGCGGGGGCCAGCCCCUCGGAGGGGCCGGCAUCCGGGAGACCCACUGCCCUCCCCGCGAGCAGCUGUGGCUGGACUGCCUCUGGAUCAUCCUGGCCCUGCUCGUCUUCUUCUGGGACGUUGGCACGGACCUGUGCCUGGCGGCGGACUACUACCAGAAGCAGAAGUACCUCUGGUCCGGCCUCACGCUCUUCUUCGUGCUGGUCCCGUCCGUGCUGGUCCAGAUUCUGAGUUUCCGCUGGUUCGUGCAGGACUACACCGGCGGGGGGCUCGGAGAGGUGGAGGGGCUCACCAAGAAGGGCACGGUGGUCCAGGGAUGCUCGUAUCCCGGAAAGGACCGCCUGCAGCUGGCCACCAUCUGGCUGUGGCAGGCCACCAUCCACAUCCUCCAGCUGGGACAGGUGUGGAGGUACAUCCGAACGCUCUACCUGGGGGUCAUGUCGCGGCGGCAGAAGGAGCACCAGCGCCGGUGGUACUGGGCCAUGAUGUUCGAGUACGCCGACGUCAACAUGCUGCGCCUGCUGGAGACGUUCCUGGAGUCGGCGCCCCAGCUGGUGCUGCAGCUCUACAUCAUGAUCCAGGAGAACCGAGCCGAGACCUUGCAGUGCGUCUCCUCCCUGGCCUCCCUCAUCUCCCUGGCCUGGGUUCUGGCCUCCUACCACAAGCUGCUGCGCGACUCCCGGGACGACCAGCGCAGCAUGAGCUACCGCGGCGCGCUGCUCCACCUCUGCUGGCGCCUCUUCACCAUCUCGUCCCGCGUCCUCUCGCUGGCCCUCUUCGCCUCCCUCUUCCACAUCUCCUUCGGCAUCUUCGUGGUGCUGCACUGGUGCGCCAUGGCCUUCUGGGUGGUGCACGGCGGCACCGACUUCUGCAUGUCGAAGUGGGAGGAGGUGCUCUUCAACAUGGUGGUCGGCAUCGUCUACAUCUUCUGCUGGUUCAACGUGAAGGAGGGGCGGACGCGUUACCGAAUGAUAGCGUACUACACCGUGGUGCUGGCCGAGAACACUAUGCUCACAGGCCUGUGGUACGCCUAUCGGGAUCCGGUGCUGACCGACUCGUACGCCGUCCCGGCCCUCUGCAGCGUCUACCUGACAUUCGGCGGGGGCGUCCUCGUCAUGUUCCUCUACUACGGCUUCCUGCACCCCGCCACCACCCACCUGCAGCCGAGCCCGGCCUCGUCCUGCUGCGCCCAGCUGCUCUGGGGCCUCCCGCUUCCCCCGUCGGCCCCGCCCUCUGCCCCGCCCACCCCGGCCCAUAUGGCCAAGUCCCAGACGGAGGAGGACGUGGCCGAGACGUGCCUUCCCGUCUUCCAGGUGAGGUCCGCCCCCCCAACCUCCAAGCCCGAAGGCCCGCUGAUAAAAAUCGAUAUGCCCAGGAAGCGUUACCCGGCUUGGGACGCGCACUACGUAGACAGGCGCCUGCGGAGGACUAUAAACAUCCUGCAGUACAUAACGCCGGCUGCUGUGGGCAUCCGCUAUCGCGACGGACCGUUGCUGUACGAACUGUUGCAGUACGAGUCUUCGCUUUGACACACACACACACACAAACAUACAGAGGUACACCUGAGCACAUACAGCACUAUAAAAUGUACAUGUGGAUGUUCAAACUUAGAGAAGAUAGAGGAAAAAAGUCAUGAGCAAAAGGUCUCACUUGAUAUAAGCACAUGCACACUAAAGCAAUCUCACUUAUAAGCACACAGGCGCACGCACACACACACACACACACACACUCACACACACUUCUUGUAAGUCCCGUGGCUAUGACUCAGCAAGCUGCUUCAGUCCAUCUUCUCCUUUCUCACUCCUUUCUCUCUCCAUUCAGCUCCUCUGAUCGCUCUUCACUUGGUCUCAUUUUUUAUGAAUUUCCCCUGCACAAGCUGCUGUAAGAGGGGAAAAAAAAGAAAUUUAAAAAGAGAAACGAGCACAUCUCUGCAGCAGCACCCGACCGCAUCAUUUAUGUUGCGAUCGUCGCGCGUUGAGUAGAAUAAAUUAACGUGACACAAAAGAAAGAAGGCAGAAAAAAAAGUCACUUACGAAAAAAGAGGAUUGUGAUCACGUGGUUAGCCUAGUCAAAGGGUUGUAAAUAUUUUCUAUGUACAGAGCAGAUAUUUUUAAUGUAAUAAUGUCACUUUGUGGCCGGGCAAAGAGCUUAAAGACGGUUCUGGAAGUUUGUUAUGAAAGGUUAACAAAGGAUUAAACCAGUGCGAAAGGGAGACGGAGACAGAAGACAGAGUUUAUGUGAUGAACUUGCAAAGAAACGCCUCAUAUUAAGUUUUGGUCAUUCAUCUCGAGGGCAUGUAGCUGAUUUUCAAGUCAGAACAAAGGAGCCGUUUAGAGAAGCAGCGGAACAUCACAGCCGUGUGUAGUGUCUACAAGUGGAAAGAAGGAGAAAUUGUUCAUCGACUGGAUUUUCAUUUUUCAAACCUUUCCUAAUACCAGCAGAUGGUACAUUUAAUACCAGAAGUCAAUUAGCGUAAGAUAACCGGUUAUGAUUAGCCUGUAUACAAUCAAACAAUCAUUACCAAUAAUAAUUUAGAGUAAAAAGUUACUAAAUAAGUAGUUUUCUGAAUCUUGACAAUGUAACUACAUUACAUGUCUAUCCUUAAAACAUUUACCUUACUUAAACCAAUUUGGAGGAAAAAAACAAACAAACAAACAAAAAGCUAACUUAACUAAACCGAUGUUAAUCCAAACCAAAAUAAGCAUUUUACUGAUUUAAAGCAGUGGCUCCCUUUGGGACAAAACACCAAAUAUUUGGUCCACUUCUAAGAUUAUACGUCACAAUGUACAAUGGAUAAUAAUAAUUACAAAAUGAAAGCUGUUACAAGAGAUACACAAAGCUGUCAAAAGUAAACAAUAUAGUCUCUUUCUUUAAUUAGCUUAUUCUUUUAAUAGUUGGCCUAUUAUCAGUUUUCCGUUAACACCCCUCAGAAAGUAUUCAGCCGAUGGUUACUUAGGCGGAGUUCACACUCCACCAGUCGGGCCUUUAUGGUAUAGUGGCAACAUGGAAGCCACUCAACGUUAAUAAAGCACAUGGUGGACUUUAGCCUAAAACUUUUGUAGCGAUUGUCAGACAAGAACAGAACUUCUUGGCCUAUGUUUUUCUGUGGAAGAACCCCACAUUUCUUAGCUAGCCAAAUUAAAAAUGAAAAGAAAUGGCAGCUGUACUCACAGUUUAACUCUAGAAAAAUGUUUUGCUUGUCACACUUAAAAUGCUAAAACUGUACAAAAACUGAGACAAAACCAUUAACUGUUUGAAGAAAUAGCCCCAAUUAAGUAUUGGCCGGGUGUAGCUAGCGACAAAAGCUACACCCUGCUAGCUAGUUAGAGAUUUCAACUAAAUUAAGAAACUAUAAUUAUACCUGUAGUUUUAACACAAUUUUCUAUAGAGGGACAAAUCCUUGAAUUUCAAAAUGAAUCUUUACUUUAAUUUAGACCUCUUUUAUUUCCUUCCUGAGCGCUAGCAAUUGCUUAGCAAAUUUGUUUUUUUAGCUUCAGUAGACUUAUCUAUUAGCUUUGUUUGAGCUAAGUUAAGAUACAUUUCCAGAAUAAAGGAGAUAAAACUAAACGUUUUUGGACUAAACCAUGCUGCUCGUAUAUUAUGAAGAAAAUACAGUAACUAUUACAUGACAUGCUAGUGACAGAAGUCUCAGUGUAAGCAGAUGUCUACCGUAAGAACUAAAGAUGAAAACAGAAAUAGAGAUGAGGCAGCAUAAUAUGCGUACCACAUUGUGUUGCGUUUUGUGUAUGUGUUAUCUAACUGUUCAUUUUCCAGUUUGACUUGCAAGGGUUGUGGGGGAGGCUUUAAUAUUUUACUCAGACUUUAAAAAAAAAAACCUGCUAACACUCGGCAAAGUGGUUCUCGUCAGUGGCAGACGACAGCAAAAAUCCCAGAUCUGGGGAUUUACAACAGAGAACAAAUAUACUAACUAAUGAUUUCUGAUCCGUGCGUAGUGUCUCUGUGCGAUGUCUUAUUCACGCUGGUCCUACGCUAACAGGGUGCAAGCAGCAAAAGCUGAUACGAAACAGUUGUGGACUUUAACCGUCACGACCCCCCCUGGAUGACUUGUCUUCUCAUGCAUCACGUCCAGUAUCAACUCCUCCAAAAGCCACCCACGGCUGAGCUGUGAUGUGUGGCUCAUUAUUUAUUUAUUUUUGGUUUGUUUAUCCGUGGUAUACAAGCUGUUACAUUGGCAGGCGACAGCAAAUGGUGCCGAUGCAUCAAUCACGGCCCCGUCUGCGGGAACGACGAAGAAAUGACACGCCGUCGGGGGGGUGGUUGCAAUCGCACCAAGGGGUGAAGUGUAAAAAAAAAACACAUGUUUUUGCCAUGAACUUGUGAUUUCAGCUAGAGGGCAGGUGAAAUACAAAUACAUGUUUUUAUUUUUUUUAUUUUACCGUUGCUUUUGUUGGAGUUAAAAAGUUGGCCAUAUUUUUGAAUUUUAGUCUAAACUGUCCUAAAGUUAUUAGUUUGUCACAUUUAAGCUUGAUGCCUUGCAUCUAGGUUUGAGACUCUUACUAAAGUUACCAUUUCCACCAAAGCUUUCUUCUAGGUUUCAAAUGACUCUUGACUACAUUUGAUCAUCUCUAGUUCAAUGUAGGGCUGGGGGAAAAUCGAUUUAAUUGAUUCAUUUGAAUUUACAAUUUUUUAAGAUUUAAUUUUUGGAAAAUCUGGAUUUUAUUUUGCCAACGCACUCAUUGGGUUUCCAUGAAGAGAAUAGCAAGCAAUGCUCAAUAUAUGUUUGAGAAAAUUUAUUGUCAAACUAUUGUUAAGAGGAAACUUUUUUUUACUUUAAUACGAGACACUUUAAUUUACUCAUUUAGUUGUUGUUUUUUUUAGUUAAU
This is a messenger RNA of Fundulus heteroclitus (mummichog), 5608 nucleotides long. It is a transcript of the gene xkr6a, whose product is annotated as XK-related protein 6. The record is from RefSeq and is a predicted model, not a curated record. Bases 587 to 2293 code for a protein of 568 amino acids. The transcript has 4 exons. Gene Ontology annotation, biological process: phosphatidylserine exposure on apoptotic cell surface; apoptotic process involved in development; engulfment of apoptotic cell. Gene Ontology annotation, cellular component: plasma membrane. Lineage: Eukaryota; Metazoa; Chordata; Actinopteri; Cyprinodontiformes; Fundulidae.